This is a messenger RNA of Oncorhynchus gorbuscha (pink salmon), 7512 nucleotides long. Its product is annotated as rootletin-like. The record is from RefSeq and is a predicted model, not a curated record. The transcript is spliced from 38 exons. Bases 292 to 6432 code for a protein of 2046 amino acids. NCBI's taxonomy places the organism in Eukaryota, Metazoa, Chordata, Actinopteri, Salmoniformes, Salmonidae.
UGGAGAGAAGGACCGAGCAGGGCAGUCACCUGUGGGACGUGUAAGAAAUCCUGAGAUUACAGCAAACUAUCACAACGUUCUGGACUGUCUGUAUAGCAUACAUAUGCUUUUAUUUUUUAUAGUUGCUAAUGUGUCGUUAAUUUAGAUAAGCAUUUACUCGCGUGCAUCCGUUAAUUGCGAUCUACAUCGAACGGUUAAUCCUAUUUGAUAACGCUCCCAGCGCACGGGACUGGAGCGACAAAAGUGUAUUUUUCAGGCCUGAAGAUAUUGCUGUUAUUGAGAUAUUCCUCAAUGAGCGACACAGAGAAUUCCAACACGGAUUCCAAAUUGGAAUCUGUUAUACAGAGGCUGGAGGAGAGUGUGUUGUCUGAAGAGAAGAGGCUGACAGUCCGAGGCACCUCCCCUGAAGACCCACCUACGUGUUUACCUGCACGAGUCCGAGAGAUCGUUACCAAGAACCUCAACGAGAGCCCACCAGGAGCCAUGUCCUCCGUGAUGUCUGUCCAAGAGGAGAACCGGGUGCUGCAGGUAGAGCUGGGAAGGCUGGAGGAUCUGCUGGCCCAUAGCAGGGCAGACCGAGAUGAGCUGGCUAUCAAAUACAGCGCCAUCAGCGAGAGGCUAGAGCAGGCUCUCCGCCUGGAGACAGGUGACGGGGAGCGGGAUUCACCAGAGUCUCGCAGCCAGGCUCAGCAGAACAUGGACCUGCGCCGGCGUCUGGACGAGGAACAGGCAGCCUACAAGCGUAAACUCACAGCCUACCAGGAGGGCCAGCAAAGACAGGCUCAGCUGGUGCAGAAACUGCAGGCCAAGGUCCUGCAGUACAAGAAGAGGUGUGGAGACCUGGAGCAGACUCUAGUGGAGAAGUCCUCGGAGCUGGAGCAGCACAGACUGAGUGGUCGUUGUGAUAUGUCCAGCAACAGCCACCAUCGAGACGAGGAGGAUCCAUGCGGCGACCUGGAAAAUGCUCUCAUCCGGUUGGAGGAGGAGCAGCAAAGGAGCAGCAGUCUGUCUGCAGUGAACGCCAUGCUGAGAGAGCAGUUGGAGCAGGCAGGACUGGCCAAUGAGGCACUCAGCCAGGACAUACGCCGACUCACUGCUGAUUGGUCCAAAUCCAGGGAGGAGCUGGAGCAGAGGGAGUCUGAUUGGAGGAGGGAGGAGGAAUCUUUCCACAGUUAUUUCAGCAGUGAGCACAGUCGUCUGCUAUCCGUGUGGCGACAGGUGGUGGGCUUCCGUAGACAGGUCUGUGAGCUGAAGAGCGCCACAGAGAGGGACCUGUCAGACAUGCGUAACGAGCUGGCCCGGGCCUCCCACUCUGUCCAGUCAUCCUGCUCCGGCCUGUCCUCCAUGCUGCGCAGCCGGGAGGGAGGGGCGGCUCUGUCCCUGGAGCGGGAGGUGGCACUGCGGGGGCAGCUGGAACUGCAGCUCAGAGAACGGGUGGCUGAAAUGAUGAGCCUGCAGACCAGGACUGACGCUGAAAGGGCUGAGCUCAACGCCAGGCUGUCAGAUGCAGUGCGAGAGGUGGAGAGGCUGAAGAGCCAGAGUGAGGAGAAAGACAGGGACGUGGCCUCACUGACCAGGAGACUGGAGGAGCAGAGUGGCAACGAUGAGACAGACAUGCAGGUGAUGAGGGCUCAUACUGAAACACUACUGGACACACUGAGAGACAUUGCCCAGACUGUCCUGUCCGAUGGGGACUCGUCAUCAGAAGCAGACCAGGAGAACACUGGGGCUCCUCUAUUGGCUCUUCUCCGUGGCUCCUCCCCUCACCGCUCCUCAUCACCAUGGGGAUCCACCUCUCCCAGGCGUUACUCCUCGUUGGCCACCGUCCCAGAGGCCAGCCUGUCAGCUCUGCGGUCUGCUGUCAACAGCAGACAUCUCCAGCUGCAGGAGGUCCGAGGGCGUCUCUCCUCUGCCCAGUCAUCAGUACAAUUGCUGCGCAGGCAGCUAGCAGAGGUGGAAGCAGCCAAGCGGGAGGCGGAACAGCGCAGUCAGACCCUGCAUGGAGAGAGGGAUGGAGUUCAGAGAGAGAAGGACACCACACAGAGAGAGAGAGACCGUCUGAAACAAGACAGGGACACACUGGCUAGUGAGAAGGUGGCUGUGGAGAAGGCAGCCCAGGCAGCUCUGAUCAAGGCCCAGAUUCUGCAGAUGGACUGUGAGAAGCUGCAGCAGGCCGUGACGUCGGCCCAGAGAGAGAGGGAUCACGAGAGAGAGGAGAAGGUGGACGCGCUGCAGGAGAGAGACCGGGCCAAGGCAGAGACCGACAGAGUUCAGAAGCAGUGGGAGCAGAGUGAGAGCCGGGCGUCUGUCCAGAGAGGGGAGCUGUCUACAGUAAGAGAGACUCACCACCAGGCAGAGGUGGAGAGGCAGCUGCUGGAAGGAGAGAAGACCCAGCUCACUGAGGCGUUGGCCCGGGCUGAGAGCAGCAAUGCAGAGCUCUCUCUGCUGGUCAACAAGCUUCACUCUGAGGAGGCUGCCCUCCGAGACUCUCUGGCCAAGAUGGGCAGCAUGAAUGAGGGCCUGGCCCAAGACAAGUCUGACCUCAACUCCAUCAUCAGCCAGCUUGAAGAGGAGAAGGCCUACCUGCAGGCCCAGAAACAUGAAGCGGAGCAGGAGAAGAUGACCAUCAGAGAUGAGCUCGUCCGAUUGGAACAGGACAGGCUAGAGUUGGACUCCGCCCGCCUCGCCCUCCACCAGUCCUUGCAGGAUUCUGAGCUGAGCAGGGUGGGGAUGGAGGCGGAGCUUCAGAGCCUCAGGGCCGAUAGAGUGAAGCUGCAGGACAAAGUCACUCAGCUGUGUGGUGAGGUGAGCUCUCUGGGGGCAGAAUUGGGCAUGGCCCGCGGUGAGGAACAGAGACAGGGCGUUGCUCUGGAGGAAGUAGGGCGGGGCCGGGCGGAGCUGGUCAGGGAGAGGGCGGGGCUGGUGGUCCAGCUGACUGCAUCGGAGAGAGAGAACGCUACACUAACAGAGGAGUUGGCCGCAUUCAGGUCAGAGCGGGAGGCCUUGGAGACCAGCCUGUUUGAGGUGCAGCAGCAGCUGGUUCAGAUAGAGUUUCGCAGAGAGCAGCUAGAAGCAGAGAACCAGAGCCUGCGGCUACUCAGGGAGACCACCACCGCGGAGCUGAGGCGUGUGCGCGCGGAUGGGGAGAAUGGGCUGGCGCAGUGUGAGAGGGAGAGAGAGGCUUUGAGCCAGGCCCUGACUACCACCCAGCAGCAGUCCCAGCAGGCCCUCCACACCGCCAUCACUGACCACCAGGAGGAGGCAGAGAGACUGACCGCUGAAAAGGAGGCCCUGCGUCGCAGUUUGGAGUUUGAACAGGAGGGGGCACUGCGACAGGUCAGACAGGAGGCAGAAGAGCAGCUCCUCAGAGCCGAGAGAGACCGGGAGGACCUGAAAGAUGAAGUGAGGAGUCUGCAGCACGACCGAGACCAGAGUCUGCUACAGGCAGAGACAGAGAAACAACAGAUGUUGUCCCAGAAGGAGGCAGAGAAGGCAGUGCUGUCUGAGAGAGUGUCCAUCCUGCAGGCAGAGCUGGGUACUGCAGCCCUGGAGCUGGACAGACUGGCCAGAGAGGCAGCACAUUACAAAGACCAGGAGAGGGCCACAGUGGGAGCUCUGACCAGUGAGUUACUGGAGCUUCGCUCUCAGCUGGAGGAGGCUGGCAGUGUUCAUGAGCGGGAGCUGCACCGGUUGCAGGAGAACAGCUCUGACCUGCAGACACACACUGAUGCUGCCCUCAAAGAGCUGGAGGAGUGCAGAGCUUCUCUCUCAGCCAGUGAGGAGAGCCGAGACCAGGUGAGGCGGGACAUGCUGGAGAUGGACAGGCGCCUCAACCAAACCCGUGACACCGGGGAAGGGUACAGAAGGGAUGGGGUAGAGCUACGGCGCACCCUCACUGAUGUCACCAAGGAGAGAGACACUCUCAGCCUAUCAAAUACUCAGCUGAGGGAGACUCUGAGAAGUGCAGAGACUGAGAGAAUCAGUGUGAAGCGUCAGUGUGAGGAGAAGGAGCAGCGGCUGGCUGUUCUGGAGGAGAGCCUGUCAUCUGCACAGAGAGAGGUGACGGAGCUCCGCAGCUGUCUGAGAGAGGUGGAGAGGUCACGGCUGGAGGCCCGGAGAGAGCUGCAGGAGCUACGCAGACAGGUGAAAGUACUGGAUGGAGAGAAGGAACAGAAAGGGAGGGAGGUGGCUGAGUUGCAGACACGUCUCUCCCUGGAGGAGCAGAGAGAGGAGGAGAGAGGGCGGGAGAUCUUCUCUCUCAAACAGAAGCUGGCCGAGGCUGACACAGCCAGGACUUCCUUCAAGAAAGAGCUGUCCAUCUUCCAGAGGCGUCUGACAGAGUCAGAGUCAGGCUGGCGGGGAUGCGAGAGGGAGCUGACGGCCCAGCUUCAGGAUGCCCGGGGCUGUGAGAAGAAGCUCCAGGAUGAGGCCAGGAACCUGUCCCUGCGGGCCCAGACAGCCCUGGACUCCCUCACUCAAUCCAGCCUGCAGCUCAGCGAGGCCCAGGGCCGCCUGGCUGCCACCGAGGUAGAGCUGGCCCGGGCCGAGGCCGGACGCAGGGAACUAGAGUUCCGCCUGGGCAGCUUGCAGUCGGCACUGACCCGUACGCUGGGUAUUGGGGCAGGGGGCCGGAGAAGUGCCAGUGGGGGCAGGGGCAGGAGCCCCAGAGGGAGCCCCCCAGCAGCAUCCUACAGCAGCAUUACACGUCCCCGCAGCCUCUCGCCUCUACGCUGCUCACUUUCACCCCCAAAAGAUUUUGGAGGCUCGACCCCUGACAACACGUUGGGCUGCUCAAGGCCUAUCUCCCCAGAGCAGGGUGACACCCCCCUCCCCAUGCCCCUGCCUGAGCUGGACCCUGAGACGCUGCGCUGCGGCCUCAGAGACUUCCUCCAGGAGCUCCGAGAAGCUCAGAGAGACCGGGACGAGGCUCGCUGCCAGUUGGGGGCGCUACAGAGAGAGUUGGAGGAGGUGACAGGGGAGAGAGACUCUGCCCAGAACCGCCUCUCUCAGCUACACAACACACUGCAGGAGUGCCAGGAGGGUAAGCGUGGUGUUGACGGGCGUCUGAGCUCCACCCAGGCCAUGCUCCAGCAGCAGGAGGAGACGGCAAGGAGGGGAGAGAGGGAGAGGAGAACCCUCACUGACAGAGUCAAGGAACUGGAGAGAGCCCUGCAGACUGUCGAGACAGAGAAAAAACACACACAGGACCAGUUGAGUAAGCAGCGUGCGGGCGAGGUGCGUCUGGAGGCUGAGCGGAGGCGUCUGCGGGAGGCCCUGGAGGUUGCCGAGGCCCGGGGGACCAGGGUGGAGCUGGGGAGACGCAGCCUGGAAGGGGAGCUGCAGAGACUCAAACUGAGCCUGGGGGACAGGGAGGCCGAGAACCAGGCCACCCAGGAGCGCCAUGAUGCACUAGUCAAACAGGUGGCGGAGGGGGAGAGCUGUGUGGCAUCGCUCCAGAGAGAGGUGGACAGGCUGAGCCAGGCUUUGUCUAAAGCCCAGGAGGGAGAGGUCUGUCUCAGAGAGAAGAACCAGAGCCUUUCCCAGAGCCUCCAGGAGGCCACCGUUGCCCACAGCACCACCCAGGGACGCCUUGUCGCACUGCAGAAGACCCUGGGGCUGGCCGAGCAGGACCGCAGGCAUCUACAGGAGCGAGUGGAUGGAGCGCGGGCGUCCCUGACGGACGGGAAGAGAGGCAUGACGGCCCUCACUGAGCGCGUCCAGAGCCUACAGACUGAGCUGACUCAGAGCGACCUGAGACGAGGAGAGCUGGAGGCAGAGCUGGCUCACACACAGGAGGCCCUGCGUCAGCGGUCUGCCAGUCUGACAGAAGCCCAGCGCAGUGCCCAGUCUGCCCAGACAGAGAGGGUGUCUGCAGAGGAAAGGCUGCGCGGGCUGCAGAGGGCCGUGGCCGUGCUGGAGACAGAGAAGAAGGAUGCAGAGAGACAGGCCGUCCGCCUGGAGAAGGACAAAAACGCACUGAGAAAUACACUGGACAAGGUGGAGCGUCAGAAGCUAAAGACGGAGGAGGGCAGCAUGCGUCUGUCUGCAGAGAAAGGUCGUCUGGAUCGCUCCCUCACCACCGCAGAGCAGGAACUGCAGGACGCACAGAGACAGAUAGCACUGUUACAGGAGGAGUUGGUGGAUGUAAGAAAGAAGAUCACUUUGUCUAUGGCCCAGCUGGCUGAGAUGGAGCAGUCCCACAAUGUGAGUGAGAGCUCUGUGAGGCAGCGUGACGAAGUGAUGCGUGAGGCGGAGAGGCUGAGGGUCACCCAGAGGGAGGCAGAGAGGACCCUGGCAGCCAGGGAGAGAGCCCACCGCCACCGGGUCAAAGGGCUGGAGGACCAGGUGUCCACUCUGAAGGAGCAGCUGCAGCAGGAGAUGAGGCGGAGGCAGCCAUCUCUACCCACCUCCCUGAUGUCUGGGGGGAACUGAGCACUGAGCAGUUCACCUGUGUCCCUCCAUGGGUACUAAAGCCCACGAACAGCUCCCAAGAACCAAUAUCCAAUCAUCAUCUCCUAUGAUUUGACACACGCCUCUCCUACUCAGGGAGAAAGUCAGCGGCACCACGGGAGGAGACUGUGGAUGAUAGAAGUGUCAUCCGGUACAACAGAGGAGGAAUGAGAUCCUCAGCUGCCAGUAUACAGUUGGCCUUGAUUCCCUCCCACACACACCAGCAGAACAGAAUACAAAGGGAGAACCGAGUCUGAGUCACUGUUUUGAGCACUAGGCAACAAAUUGAUCGGCCAUAUGAAGGAACUACUGUACUGUCCAUCUUGCUAGUAUCUGGUUGAGAUUGAACCAACUAUUUUGUCUGGACCAAUAGACACUAUUAUAUGUAGAGCACACGAUGUGAGUAUUUAUGUGCUGUAUGUAUAUCAGUUUGUGAUAUACAAACGCACAGGAUCUAUCAUGGUCCACACACACCAAGUCGUGGAGAGGGCACGACAACACGUCUUCCCCUCAGGAGGCUGAAAAAAUGUGGCUUGGGCCCUCGGAUCCUCAGAAAGUUGUACAGCUGAGCCAUUGAGAGAAUCUUGACUGGCUGCAUCACCGCUCGGUAUGGACACUGCUUGGCAUCUGACCACAAGGCGAUACAGAGAGCAGUGUGGAUCGCCCAGUAAAUCACUGGGGCUGAGAUCCCUGCUAUCCAGGAUCUCUAUACCAGGCAGUUUCAGAGGAAGGACACAAAGAAUUGUCAAACAAUUCAGUCACCCAAGUCAUAGACUGUUCUCUCUGCUACCGCACCGCAAGCAGUACCGAUGCACAAAGUCUGGAACCAACGGGACCCUGAACAGAUUCUACCCCCAAGCCAUAAGACUGUUAAAUAUUUAUGUGCUGUAUGUAUAUCAGUUUGUGAAUUUAGAUUGAUAUACUUGUAACUAACUAGGAAUAGCACAUAUCGAGGUACAUUUAUGAUAACUAUCAGGAUGAUGUUUAGGGGAUGGAUACACAUGCAUCAAUCAUGUUUGUAAGGGAAUUGAAAUGAAUGUUGAUAAAGAAUCUUUGACAACA